This is a messenger RNA of Polyodon spathula (Mississippi paddlefish), 5426 nucleotides long. RefSeq names its product inhibitor of Bruton agammaglobulinemia tyrosine kinase (gene ibtk). The record is from RefSeq and is a predicted model, not a curated record. Gene Ontology annotation, molecular function: protein kinase binding; protein tyrosine kinase inhibitor activity. The transcript is spliced from 28 exons. Lineage: Eukaryota; Metazoa; Chordata; Actinopteri; Acipenseriformes; Polyodontidae. The coding region runs from base 651 to 4607 and encodes 1318 amino acids. Gene Ontology annotation, cellular component: nucleoplasm; cytoplasm. Gene Ontology annotation, biological process: negative regulation of protein phosphorylation.
CGGUCUCUUCCGGUACGAGGUGCUUUAGUAGAAUAAAAGACCAACUCCAGUCAGUCUUCCAAUUUCAACUGUUUAAAUUGUUAAACAGACAAUGAGUGUAUGGAAUACCACCCUCGAAUUCUGUAAAAAUACUACUUGCAACUUUAACUAGCGACAGGUUCCACAUACAAUUAUGGAGGCUUAAAAGAAGUUGAGUGUUUGGGGGGGGAAAGAAGGGGGCUUUCCCCUUUUGGUGGUUGGUAGCUGUGAAAAGGAUUUAUUGAAGGUGCCAAAGUUGUGUGUGUGUGUUUUUUCAGUAAAAAAAAAAAAAAAAUCUAAAAUAUAUUUUCUGAGAUUGUAAUGUAUAUUUAUAUAUAGUAACAUAUCUAUUUAUUUAUAUACUGGUUAAUGCUGUGCAAGGUGCCAUAUUUCUUCCGAUGCAGUUUGCGUAAGGUACAGCUAUCAUGGUUGAUUGAUGUAAUUUGAAAAAGGACCACGGGUUGCUAGGGUGCCGUGGAUUUUAACACAAGCACAAUUCUAGCUCCUGGGUAUUUAUUAUUAUUAUUAUUAUUAUUUGCACCUUAAACAGCGUAUAAUAAUUUAGGAAUAAAACCCAAAUUGCCAGGGUGUUUGUUUUCUUGUAAGAAGGGGGUUGUAUUAAACACUCCAGAAUGAAUGUGGCCCCUCCUGACUGCACCCCAAAGUGUCGCUCAGUCCAGCAUGCCCUGGAUGCCCUGUCUGCGCUGACCAAGGGCAAGGAAGGCCAAGUCAAGGCCUUCCUAUCUAACCACUGCCACAAUGUGGCCACUCUGAAGGACAGCUUUGGCAGGACCGCACUUCAUUUUGCUGCCUCGCUUGGGAAGAGAGGGGUGCUUGACUGGCUGCUGGACGUGAAGGGAGCUGACGUGUUGGUGAAGGACAAGGAAUCCGGCUGGACCGCCAUGCACAGGAGUGUGUUCUACGGACACAUCGACUGCCUAGUGUCCCUUGUGAAGCAUGGCAGUAGUCUUGUUGCUCAGGAUAAAGAGGGACUUUCAGUUCUUGACUUGAUGAUGAAGGAUAGGCCAUCACAUGUAGUUUUCAGAAAUACUGAUCCAACAGAAGUUUAUACCUGGGGCAAUAACACCAAUUUUACUCUUGGCCAUGGAAAUCAACAAAGCAAACACCACCCAGAACUAGUGGAUCUUUUCCCGAGAAUUGGAAUUUAUAUCAAACAGGUGGUGCUGUGUAAAUUCCACUCCGUGUUUCUCUCUCAGAAAGGUCAGGUUUAUACCUGUGGGCAUGGCCAAGGUGGACGACUGGGACAUGGAGAUGAACAAACAUAUCUGGUUCCACGGUUGGUAGAAGGUUUAAUCAGCCUUCACUGUUCACAAGUGGCUGCUGCCAAGGAUCACACUGUGGUGCUGACAGAAGAUGGAUAUGUUUACACUUUUGGACUAAAUACCUUUCACCAGCUGGGCAUUGCACCACCUCCAGCCACCAGUAAUGUUCCCAAACUGGUCCAGUCCAAAUCUCUGAAAGGAAGGACUGUUAUUGGUGUGGCUGCAGGAAGGUUCCAUACCGUUCUCUGGACAAAAGAAGCAGUAUAUACUGUGGGACUCAAUGGGGGCCAGCUAGGCUACCUUCUGGACCCCAAUGGAGAACGGUGUGUGACGGCUCCCCGACAGGUGUCUGCGUUGCAUCACAAAGACAUUUCAAUCUCCAUGGCAGCUGCCAGCAACGGUGCCACAGUUUGCGUCACUGAAAAAGGGGAUGUCUAUCUGCUGACAGAUUAUCAGUGUAAAAAACUGGCUUCCAAACAGCUCAACCUAAAGAAAGUGCUUGUUACGGGAGGCUUCUUGGAUCAUAGGGUCGACCCCCAGAUUCUCCGAGAGGGUGGAGGUGAAAAGAUGUCUAUUCUAGCAUUGGAUGAAGCUGGAAGAGUGUUCUGCUGGAAGUCGUCGAGUGGCUCUGUGAAGCAGUGCAGAUGGGCGUACGGACGGCAAGUCUUCAUGUCGGAUAUUGCUCUUAGUAAGAGUGGAAUGAUGUUCAUCACUAUGGAGGGUGAAGGAUUUUCCGGGCAGUGGGUGGCAGACAGCAAAAAGAUCCCUGACAAGAGAGAUGACCGAACGAGCCUCGUGAACACGGCUGUCACAUUCUGCCACACAGAGUCAAGCACUAUGUACGAGAGAAUUCGAAUUGACAAGCUUCCAUUUGUUCACCGGGCUGUCGGCAUAACUACUGAUUCUAAUGGGCGUAACUUUGCAGUUUUGCAGUCUGAUCCUAAGACUAGCUUGUAUGAAAUUCCCAGUGUGUCGUCAUCUUCCUUCUCCAAAGAUUUCCACAGCCUUCUUGCAGAAACGGAUGAAACGGACAACAUCCAUGAUGUGACACUACAAGUAGACAAUAGGAUUUUCCCAGCUCACAAAUACAUCCUUUCCAUGAGGUCAGAUUACUUUCAGAAGCACUUCUACCCUGAGUCUGACCGCGUGGGAUUGCCCGACAUCCUCCAUCUCAAUGAAGACGCAGUGGGAUGUGAUCUCUUUGCACUUGAGAAAGUCCAUCCUGAUAUGUUUGAGUACCUCUUACAGUUCAUCUACACAGACAACUGCGACUUGCUCACCCAUGGCUACAUACCCAAAAUAAGCCAAGUGGACAAUAAGAAAGACUGUCAGGAUACGCUCAUCUCCAGCCUGCAGAAGAUUAGCUUCCACGAGGGUCUGAAGGGCAAGUCUGCCUACAAGGUUUACCGGAGCCAUCAAGUAAAUGGUGAUAGGGAGAAACAGAAAACCAAAGCCAAGAAUGUCAAGAAAGGCAAGGAGGCCAGUGAGGAAGCCAAUCCUGUGAAAACGUUGCAGGGAUUGGCAAAGAAAUUUGGGAUUGCCAGCCUGGCUACUCGGCUGGAUGGAGUUAAAGUUGAAAAUGGCAGAAUCAAUGUUGUACACACAAAAGCUGGAAAUAGACCAAAAUUUAAUCGGAAAAAGAGCUCCUACAUGAGUGAUGUGACACUAAGAUCAGAGGAUGGAAAGGAUUUCCCUUGUCACAAGUGUGUUCUGUGUGCACGGUUAGAAUAUUUCCGUAGCAUGUUGGGCAGUUGCUGGAUUGAGGCUUCCUGCUGCUCGGCUCUGGAAAUGCCCAUCCACUCUGAGAUUCUGCAGGUCGUCCUGGAUUAUAUCUACACUGAUGAAUCUCCUACCAUCAGAGAGUCCUCGCAUGUGGAGUUUCUGUGUAAUGUGCUAGUUGUGGCAGACCAGCUCCUCAUCAGACGUUUGAAGGAGAUGUGUGAAGUGGCGAUUACAGAAAAGCUGACCCUGAAAAAUGCAGCGGAGCUCCUUGAAUUUGCUGCCAUGUAUUAUGCAGAUCAACUGAAACUGUCAUGCCUGCAGUUCAUUGUAUUGAAUAUGGCAGCAUUACUUGAAGCAAGAACUCUGGAUGUUCUUAGUGCUGAGGUGCUGAAGGAGCUGUCUGCUGCUUACCGGAGAAUGAUCCCUGCUAUGCAAAGGAGAAUAAUCACACCAUAUCUAGAUGGGCCUGACCUGAGUUGUUUUGAGGAGGGUGAUGGCGAUACCUUGCUGUGGAGCAAGACUGAUGCAGACACAGAACCUGUGUGCAGAGAAACCCUUUUAAAAAGAGCCAAAAUCAAGGCCAAGAAGAAGCCAAGGAGGCGCUCUGACAGUUCAGGGGGUUAUAACCUCUCUGACAUCAUCCACAGCCCGACCUCCAGAGGUUUAAUUAAAAUUGGAAAGACAAAUUCCAUUGAAUCGCUCCAGGAGCUCCUGACAUCUGAUUCAGAGGGAAGCUGUGCAGGAGUUGGCAGCCCCAGAGAGCUACAAUCGCCUGUCUUCAUGGCAGGACCCGGCCACGAUCAUUCUGAGAUGGAGGAAAAAUCUCAAGUUAUAGAAACAAAAAGCCCAACUCCAAGCAUCAAGAUGAAAGACCAGAAGGCUUCUACUCCACAGUCUAUCCAGAGACCAAUAACAAGCCCAACCAGUCCUCCUGUGUUGGAUCUGAGAGCUUUCAUGGAAAUGGAAGCACAUAUACAAAACUGUGGAGCUACUCAUAAAAAUAGUUCAGGUAGUGGUAGUAAACCCACGAUACAUGGAACCAAGAUUUCCCAGAAGCAAAGAAAAAUGAUUGCUAUGUCAGCUAGAGUGUGCAACUCUGGAUCAAGGAAUGGGGACAGCGCCCCUUUGAAGUCCGGUCCAUCAACAUCUCAGUCUGAAAAAGCAUGGGCGACUCCUCUGCACUCUUCUCCAUCUCCCAAGUCUUUCCGGGAUCUUUUGAUGGAAGAGGAGAAGACAGGAAGACCCGUCCUCUCCUCACUCAUAGUUACUAAGAAGGUUUCUUUCAAAGACAAGGAGCAGCAUGAAAAUGAGAAGACGAUGUCUGGCCCCUGGUUGAACCCUGCAGUGAGCAGUCCUCCAGCAGUGGCACCCGUUACUUUUGCAGCUAUUGUGGAGGAAGAACGGCAACAGGAAGCAGCUCUUAUUAGAAGCAGAGACAAGCCUUUGGCAUUGAUCCAGAUUGAGGAGUGUGCUAUUCAAGAUUUACUCAUCCACUACAAUGCUUUUGACAACCCAGAUGAGUUCAUCAGAGUGGAGAGAGCAUCCCAAGGCCCUAUAGCAAUUCCAAUGUGGAAUAAACACUGAGCCUCAAUCCCCCCCCCAGAAUUGGAUUAAAGAUAGGUACUCCUACCAGACACUAGACCUCUAUCUGAGUAUAUAUGUGAACUAGUAAGCUUAAUUGUAGGUGUUAGCAUUUUUUAAACAGUGGUUGUCUUCAGCUUGUAUUACCACUGGAUUUUUUUCAUUGAGGAGGGAAUGUAAACUCUAGUUUUUGCAUUGUAUGUAUUCUUCCAGGAUUAGUACAAUUUAAUUUAUAUAAAAUGUGGCUUAACUCUUUCAACACUGGGGGACAUGUAUAGGAAUAACUAAUACUCCCAUUUUAUAAAACAUGCAUUUACUUAGUGUUGAAAGAGGGAAACAAAGUUAAUUUUUAAAAGACUAAUUGAAGUCUUGUGUGAAUCAUAGUGUUCAACCUUAAUCAGGAAAAAAAAGCUUAAGCUGAUGAAUAAAAUUACAUUACUCUAUAACAAAAUGCAUAUUGGGCUAGAAAAUAUUAUAUUGGUUUGUGCCUAGCAUUUUAUAAUUUUUUUAAAUGCAGAGCAUGUGUAGCCUUAUUGGUAUAUGAUUGUAAGCAGAACAGCAAAAUAUGAGAAUUCAAACAUUUGCAUUUAAGGUGCUUGAAUUUUAUUUCUGCUUUGUUUACAGAGGGUUGGGGGGGUGGGGUGGGGGGUUGCUUGUAAGUGUUGAAAUAACUAUUAGUCUGCAAACAAUGAAACAUAAAAAGCAAGUGUGUGUAAUGUACUAUAAAGUGAUUUGAUCAAGCUGGGCAAAAUGUCACUUUGGAGUUCUGCUGGGAAUGCAGCAGCCUGCAACUAGGAACAAUAAACUCACCUGUGCAAUAAA